Messenger RNA from Nicotiana attenuata, 690 nucleotides. RefSeq lists its product as uncharacterized. The transcript has a single exon. The record is from RefSeq and is a predicted model, not a curated record. Bases 1 to 690 code for a protein of 229 amino acids. NCBI's taxonomy places the organism in Eukaryota, Viridiplantae, Streptophyta, Magnoliopsida, Solanales, Solanaceae.
AUGAGGGAUGGUACUUUUGUUGUGCAAAUUGAAGCCGAAGACACGAAGGAACAGGAGAUCUAUUGGAGUACAACUUUGAUUGGGUUUGUGCUAGGUGAUAACCCUUAUGAGAAAGCAAUGAACAACUACGUCACAAAUGUGUGGAAUUUUGUUGAAAAGCCUCAAAUUCUGUAUCAUGAGGAUGGAUACUAUAUCUUUAGAUUUGAAAAUACUGAAGAUAGGGACCUAGUACUCCAAGCUGGACCUUAUACAUAUCACAAUAAGCCUUUUGUUCUGCAACAAUGGGAAAUGGAUUUCAAUUUCGAUCCAGGGAGUGUGAGUGUGAUACCCUUGCGGAUCACAUUUCCAAGUCUACCCCUGGGGUUUUGGUCUACGGAAGCACUCAGUAAACUGGCUAGUGUUGUUGGGAAGCCUUUGUACGCAAAUAAAAUCACUGCUGAAAUGGAGAAGGUGUCUUAUGCAAGAGUGUUGGUGGAAACUGACAUAUCCCAACCACUACCAGAUAGUUUUGAAAUGCAAACUAAGAGGGGAGUAAUAGUUCAGCAAAUUGAAUAUGAAUGGAAGCCGAAGUUCUAUUGUGAUUGCAUUAGAUUUGGGUAUAAUUCAAACGAAUGUUGGCUCAAGGAGAAGCAGGAAAAGGCAGUGGAAGUAAAGGCUCAACCAAAGGAAGCCUGGAAUAGGAAGCAAUAG